GCUCUAACGAUCAUCCAGGGAGCAUAUUCGGGAUGAAGCCAAUGUAAGUUGUUCUUUCCCUAUAUCAUUCGUUCCUCAAUUGGAGGAGCAAUUGAGCUGUGUAUGGUGGUUUUAUAUACAUUCUUUUUAUGAUGCUCUCUUCUUUUACAAAUUGGAUUGCUCUUAGCAGUGUGAUUGCUCUAUUUGGACUUGCUGUGGCAGAUGUUGUUGAUAAACAAAAAGCCUGGCUUGUGGAUACUCUCCCGGGUAUUCCUGAGGACUAUAAGCAGAAGAUGUAUUCUGGUCAUUUAGGACCAAGCGAACAGCUAAAUGGUGAUCUUUUCUUCUGGAUGUUUGAGUCAGCAAAUGCUAGUUAUACAAACCGUUCGAUUAUAUGGCUGAAUGGCGGUCCUGGAUGCUCUUCAGAAGAUGGUUCCUUAAUGGAAGUUGGACCUUUACGAAUUGGAGAAAAUAAUACAUUUCAACUAAAUCCUGGACGAUGGGAUGACCUGGGUAAUCUCUUAUUUGUCGAUCAGCCCAAAGGAACCGGAUUUUCAUACUCGCUAGACGAUAAUUUCACGAGUGACAAUGAGAAAAUGGCCGAAGAGUUUUCUGUCUUUUUUGAAAAGUUCCUGACUGAAUUUCCUGAACGAGCCAACGAUACUUGGUAUAUCGCCGGCGAAUCUUACGCAGGCCAGUAUAUUCCAUAUGUAGCCUCCAAGAUUGUGGAAAAGAAAUUGGCUCAUUUGGGCGGUUUGGCUAUUGGGAAUGGAUGGAUACAACCUGUAUCCCAUUACAGUACUUACCUGAACUAUCUGGUAGAAAAGGGGAGAUUAGACUUGUUCUCUGAACAGGGACAAUAUCUUCACCAUUCUUGGGCGGAUUGCAUGUUGGCCAUUGACCAAAUGGAAUCUGGCUCAGGCGACGUUGAAAAGUGCGAAAAUUUCCUAUAUGAUAUAAUGUUUAUGGUUUCAGAUAAGCCUGGAAAAACAUGUAUGAACAUGUAUGAUAUUAGCUUGGAAUCUAGUUAUCCUCUUUGUGGCAUGGACUGGCCCGUGGACCUUGAAAAUUUAACCCCUUACUUAAGCAAGCCAGAGGUAAUGGAAGCGUUGCAUGUAAACACUACAUAUGUAAAAGAGUGGGAAGAGUGUAGCAAUGAUGUCGCAAAUGGCUAUGCUCGUGAAGGAUUAGAUUCAUCUGCGAAUAUCAUUAAAGACUUGACAUCUAAGGUUCCGGUCAUGCUUUUUUACGGAGAAAAUGACUUUCUUUGUAACUACUUGUCAGGUGAAGAUUUGCUAAAAUCUCUUGAAUGGAAUGGCGAAGUAGGUUUCGGGAACGCUUCUUGGUUUCCUUGGUUUAAAACCAUGGACUAUACCGAAAACCCAGCUGGAACUUAUAUUCAGGCUCGAAAUUUGACGUUUGCUCGUAUUGCGAAAGCCAGUCAUAUGGUCCCUUAUGAUCAUCCGAUGGAGAUGAAGGCUUUGAUUUCUGCUUUCUUGGAUAAUGAUAUUCAACGUUUACCUAACAAUCCUUCAGCAAAUCUACCGGAUCCUGGAAACGGACAACACAGUAAAUGGUUAUAUUUAACUUUGCUUCCUGUUGGAUUAACGGUGUUGGGUUUGUCAGGGAUUUAUGCUGGUCGCAAAUUCCAGCUCUUUGGAGUGAAAGACAAAUCUUACGAAGCCUUGCCUUCCAGUCCAUAAACUUCUCUAAUUCAUAAGCCUUCUAAUUGUAGGCACAACUUCAUGAUGAUCUAGCAUACUCUUUGAACUCAUAAUACUACAAUGAGGUAGAAGGAUUUCGCUUGUGAGUAUGCUCUUGUUUUUUUAUGUCUCUACAAGCAUUGUAAACAAAAAUUUGAACCAAUUUACUUUAUUUUACUUUAUUUACUUUAUUUACUUUAUUUUAUUUUAUCUUAAUAAUACUCCUUUCAAUGAAUCUUUUCAUCUCAAUUCUGACUUACC
Molecule: messenger RNA, 1943 nt
Organism: Schizosaccharomyces cryophilus OY26
Lineage: Eukaryota; Fungi; Ascomycota; Schizosaccharomycetes; Schizosaccharomycetales; Schizosaccharomycetaceae
Product: serine carboxypeptidase
Exons: 2
Coding region: 129-1682 (517 amino acids)
Biological process (GO): apoptotic process; proteolysis
Cellular component (GO): trans-Golgi network
Molecular function (GO): serine-type carboxypeptidase activity
Source: RefSeq, a predicted model, not a curated record